AUGGCUUGUACAUCCACAACUAUUUCCAGCAAUGUUGUCAUGACUAAAAAUGCUAUGGGUAAUGAAUAUUCAGCACUGCUAAAUGCAGCAUUGGGCAAUGUUUUGGGUAUAUUUAUAUCACCGGCUCUUGUCUUCUAUUUUAUGAGUAAUCCUAUUGUUAAUUCUUUGUCAAGCAGUGCUAGUAGUGGUAAGAGUAGUCGACUAGACUAUGGAAAUGUUAUGAAAAACUUGGGUUUGACUGUACUUCUACCUUUAUUUGUCGGACAAGUCAUUCAUUUCUUAUGGACAAAACAGGUUGCAUAUGUACGAGAAAAAUUUCACUUUUCCGAACUCAAUAGUCUAGCUCUGUUAGCACUAGUGUGGUCGGUAUUUUGUACAGCUGUUGCCACCGAAUCAUUUCACACAAUAAACGGAAAGGAUCUUGCCGCCUUGAUUAUUAUUAAUGCUGGAAUAUAUAUUAUUUUUUCACUAUUAAUCAUGAUCACUGCACGAAUACCCAUUCGAUAUUGGCAGUUUUCACGAGAAGAUACGGUAGCAAUCAUGUUUUGUGGUGCCACAAAAACUGUAGCCAUGGGAGUACCAUUAAUAAACAUUCUCUAUACUGGUGGAGAUCAAGAAGUAAUUGGUUUACUUUCGUUACCAUUGAUAAUGUAUCAUGUUGAACAAUUAAUUUUGGGUGCCAUUGAAGCAUUGUUGCUGAAAAAAUGGGUGACAACUGGAAUUAAGAAACAGUCAACAAUGGUAAACGAUAACAUAGUGAAGCCCAAGACGUGCCAGCUAACAACAAUAAGUAUAAGACCUUGA
Molecule: messenger RNA, 804 nt
Organism: Rotaria sp. Silwood1
Lineage: Eukaryota; Metazoa; Rotifera; Eurotatoria; Philodinida; Philodinidae
Source: the annotation of a GenBank genome assembly